AUGCCGGACUCGAUGACGCCAGCUCAGGACCACAACCACACUGCUGGUGUGCAAAGGUGCCGCGAAGAAGAAGACGACGAUACUCCGAACGGUCGGGUCCUUAAAUGGCGGAAAAGGUGCCGCGAAGAAGAAGACGACAAUACUCCGAACAGACGGGUCCUUAAAUGGCUGGAAUCUGCACCCUUUGAUCCGGAGAAUACACAGAGCUAUUCUACCGAUGAUGCUGAGGAAUCUUCGGAGUUGCCGGAUGAGUCUCGAAGCUGCUCCUCAUAUCAGUCUUUGAGCUCUCUCGGAGGCCGCCCGGUUGACUCCGAUGGCGACUAUCGAGACGAUAACCUCUGGUAUAACGGCAUCGAGUUCCACCCGGAGAAGGACUUGCCGGCGGAUAUCCAGGGCCUGGCCGAAAAAAUGAUGACGGAAAGUGAACCGCCCGACAGCUUGGAUACCGAACGCGCGCUUUACGAAAAAGUAUUGCAGCUAAACACUGCUGGCAACAUACGGGACAAGAAGAAAGUCUUCGAGGCUCUGGACGGGCUUGCGUUUGAGCACCCGGGCGAGUUGGACAAGAUGGAACGCUCCCACAGCGAGCGCAUGAGUAGGUUCGUCGUUGGGCGCAGAUGGAAGACUCAACAGCUCGGCUACAUGACCUACGCGGACAGAAAGCAACGCCAAAUCAACACACCCGCUCCGGAUAUUUUGUACGGCUAUAUGCCGCUGCUCUUCUCCUCGAAACACAGAGGUCAGAUGAUUACCACGCUGGAUGAUAUGGACAAUGCGAAUGAGACGACCCCUCUCACACUCCCGUUCCUGGUGGUUGACAUCGCGCUCGACGGAGACAACCUGUUGACGGCUCACAACCAGUGCGCGACCGGCAUGGCGUCGUGCGUCAAAAUGGGCGAGCGGCUGGUGUCCGCGCUGCCGUCGCGCGACCCGGCGCCGUUUUGCAGCGCCGUGUUUGGCAUCGUGACCGACGGCAAGACGGCCGAACUGUCGGUGUGCUGGCGACACGCGCCGCCCGGAGGCGCGGAGCGGCUGUCUCGCGCCGUCUUUAACAUUCGGCCAGUGCGCUCCUUUUCACUUAAUGAGGAGGCGCAAUGCCGGGAUUUUAUGCGCUCUGUUCACAAAAUCAUCAAAUGGGGAAAAGUUGACCGUCUUGGACAGAUUGAGAAGGUAUUCGAUGAGCUUGCUCGCGAGGACGAACAAGGACGAGACGAAUAG
Cordyceps militaris CM01 is the source of this 1218-nucleotide messenger RNA. RefSeq lists its product as uncharacterized. Bases 1 to 1218 code for a protein of 405 amino acids. The transcript has 2 exons. Lineage: Eukaryota; Fungi; Ascomycota; Sordariomycetes; Hypocreales; Cordycipitaceae. The record is from RefSeq and is a predicted model, not a curated record.